This is a messenger RNA of Antrostomus carolinensis (chuck-will's-widow), 743 nucleotides long. RefSeq names its product tescalcin (gene TESC). The transcript has 8 exons. Gene Ontology annotation, molecular function: calcium ion binding. The record is from RefSeq and is a predicted model, not a curated record. NCBI's taxonomy places the organism in Eukaryota, Metazoa, Chordata, Aves, Caprimulgiformes, Caprimulgidae. The annotation marks the transcript as partial.
UCACCUCUGAGCAGAUUGAACAUCUUCACCGGAGAUUCAAGCAGCUGAGCCGGGACCAGCUGACGAUCCGCAAGGAGAAUUUUGACAGCAUCCCCGAUCUGGAGUUCAACCCAAUCAGGGGGAAAAUCGUCCAUGCCUUCUUCGACAAGCGGAACCUGCGGCCAGAGUCGGAUGGGCUGGCAGACGAGAUAAACUUUGAAGACUUCCUGACCAUCAUGUCCUACUUCAGACCCAUCGAGAUGAAUAUGGAUGAGGAGCAGCUCGAUCGCUUCCGGAAAGAGAAACUCAAAUUCCUCUUCCACAUGUACGACUCAGACCAUGAUGGGAAGAUCACGCUGCAGGAGUACAGAAAUGUUGUGGAGGAGCUGCUGUCAGGGAACCCCCACCUGGAGAAGGAGUCAGCUCGGUCCAUCGCCGACGGGGCUAUGAUGGAGGCAGCCAGCAUCUGUGUGGGACAAAUGGGGCCGGACCAGGUGUAUGAGGGCAUCACCUUUGAAGACUUCCUUAAGAUGUGGCAGGGGAUCGACAUUGAAACCAAGAUGCACGGGUCUGCUGAGGCAAGAGCCCACCUUUGCCCCUUCCACACACUGGGAGCGCUGACAGCUCCUAAGGAGUCCCCAGAUGAGAAAUCCAAAGGUGGCAUCUAUCUCCAGGGAGGACUGGAUGGUGACUCCAUUCUUGUCUUUGAAGUUAUUAGGGAAGAGGCUCCAUUUAAAUGUCACCCAACCCUGGUGAAGAUGUAA